This is a messenger RNA of Perca flavescens (yellow perch), 881 nucleotides long. RefSeq names its product mediator of DNA damage checkpoint protein 1-like. NCBI's taxonomy places the organism in Eukaryota, Metazoa, Chordata, Actinopteri, Perciformes, Percidae. The transcript has 9 exons. The coding region runs from base 297 to 881 and encodes 194 amino acids. The record is from RefSeq and is a predicted model, not a curated record.
AAGAAAGAGGAUUCGGUUCUACAGCAAUGGCUGCAUUUGUUUGCAUCAUUAGGUGAUCGUGCAAAGAGCUGGGAUAACGUGGCUGUGUUAGUUGACGAAACUAUUAAACCACAAGCUCCGUGUAGCCCAUUCCUACAGACCCCAACACGCCAGAACAUUAAACCAAAGGCCACUCUAAUAAGGAAUAAGAACACAGCAAACAGACAAUCAGCCCCUGAACAAAGGAUCCCAAGGGCGAGGGCUACUCGCUCUCCCAUGUGGCUGAAAUCAAUCCUGUUGAAAGACCAUGUGCUUCUAUGCCCCUCUCUGUGAAAGCUGCUACGCCUAACGUUCGCCAUCGUAAGCCUAAGAAGCAAUUUAUUGAGCCUGUGAAGCCAUACACGACCGGUCUCCCGCCCAAAAGUAGCAGCCCUUCCUUUGUUCCGGUCUCGUCUUACCCGACCACUGUAUCUUAUGAUAGUAACACAGCAGCUGAGCAACUAAAGGCGACGGAAGACUUAGUUACAUUGUAUUUGACGCCUGAGGACGAUUUCACACAGUCACCCCCAUGGAGCAGAUACGUAUGUCCACACAAGCCUAAGAAGAGAUCUAGGAAGAGAUCUAUUGAGCCUGUGAAGCCAUACACGACCGGUCUCCCGCCCAAAAGAAGAAGCCCUUCCUUUGUUCCAGACACGCCUUACCCAGACACUGUAUCGGGUGUUCCUAACACCACUGCAGAGCAGCUAACGGCACGCAAAGACUUGGAGUCCUUGCAUCGGUCGUCGUCUAGUACACCAACGCCCUACCAGCCACCAAGUGUCUCCAUUGAGAGGGAACAAAAGACAUCUGAUGAGACAAUCCAUGCCAUAGAAGUAGGCGAAGUAUCCAAGACACCGGACUAA